Pocillopora meandrina is the source of this 6300-nucleotide messenger RNA. The record is from the annotation of a GenBank genome assembly. NCBI's taxonomy places the organism in Eukaryota, Metazoa, Cnidaria, Anthozoa, Scleractinia, Pocilloporidae.
AUGGCUGCUACGAUUAGAGGGAAAAUAGUUUCAACGUUCAAAUUACACGGCCUUUCGCUCAAAAUAGACGCAUCUAAAUUCCUCGCAGAGGUUUUAGGUUCCUUGACUGAGGUUGAGUUAGAAGAUUGGCUGGAUAAAAUUGUGGAGGGAGUCCAAAAACAACCACUAACCACUUCACUUGUCGACCGUGAUGUAGUCGAACAGGCCGUUCAAGAAUGUAGUCACACCGCUGAAGACGACAGCGAUCACGCGUUUACCUUCAUUGAUGCUUUCAGCGUGCCAAUAUUCUCGUUUAACCCUGACAGAAAAAAGUUUCUACCGCAUAACGAUGUCAGUUCUCUUCACGCACAUAACCCGAACGCCAAAUCCAUGGUGUUCCGAGAGAGGUACAGAGUACUUCAUCAACGAACCAUGAGGCAUGAAUUAUUCUCGCCGGUUGUAGAGGGAGCUAAUCAGAGUCAAGUGGCGGAGAAGUUUGCUCUCAAGCCCGUAGAAUUCCUGCUAGGGAGUACUGCAAACCUGGGACAGAUAAUUGUGCUGGGAAUGCUGACACAAAUCAAAGAGGGCAAAUAUUAUCUGGAAGAUCCUUCUGGUGUUGUGGAACUCGAUAUGCGUCAAGCCAAUUUCCACACUGGUCUGUACACAGAGAAUUGCUUCGUUCUUGCUGAAGGAACUUACGAAGAUGGUGUAUUCCGCAUCAAAGCCUUAGGUUUUCCCCCAGCAGAGCCAGGAAAAGUGACCAGAUAUCAUUUUGGUAAUGUUAAUUUCUUCGGCGGCCCUUCCUCCACCAGUUUAAAAGCAUCAGCAAAGCUUAAGGCCAUAGAAAGAGAGAACCACAAUGCAAUGUUUGUGAUCUUGUCAGAUGUAUGGCUGGACCAGCCAAAGGUUAUGGAAAAGCUCCGAGCAUUGUUUUCAGGAUAUUCAACCAUGCCACCGGCCAUGUUCAUUCUGUGUGGAAACUUCACCUCUGAGCCAUACGGCCCUAAACACUAUCACACUCUCAAAGCGUCAUUCCAGGCUUUUGCCAAGUUGGUGGCAGAGUUUCCACCACUGACAGAGAAUAGCCGUUUUGUGUUCAUACCUGGGCCACAAGAUCCAGGACCUGGAAACAUUCUUCCAAGACCCCCAAUCCCUAUGGUUUUCACGUCAGCCAUCACUGAAAAAAUCCCUAUGAGUGUAUUCACUUCCAACCCUUGCAGAAUCCAGUACUGUACCCAGGAGAUCAUUGUUUUCAGAGAAGACCUUGUGAACAAAAUGUGCCGCAACUCAAUCAAUCUGUCAUCAGACUUGAAAGACAUCCCUGUUCAGUUAACGAAGACAAUCUUGGCACAGGCCCACAUUUGCCCUAUCCCACCCCAUGUCAGGCCAAUUUACUGGACUCAGGAUCACUCUCUCAGGGUGUAUCCUGUUCCAGAUCUGAUGAUUUUGGCCGACAAGUAUGAUCCAUACACCUGCUCUAGUUUAGAAUGUGUCAGUACAAAUCCCAGCUCCUUUGCAAGGAAUGAGUUUGCUUUUAAAGUGUACUGGCCUUCAACUAGGGAGAUUGAGGACUGUAAGAUCAGUGAUUGAUGUUCGUUAGAAGUGAGAGUACAAUUCAGCAAAGGAAUGUUGUGUAAAGUGAAUUAGUGAUCACAAAUACUGGAAAAAAGACUGUAUUGAACACAGUAUUACAUUACUUUGUAAAUAGGAACCGUCUCACUUUGGGUGUACCUCUAUGUUUCAAUACCAAGUGGGAAAGUUCCCCAUCCAGAUGCAACUUAUGUGAAGGAAUAAAUUUACUUAUUAUAUCUCUCAGUUGGUACAUGUACCAUGAUUGGUCAAUUUAUUGGGCUGUAUAUCACUGCAUAGUGUGCUAAAUUCAAGUCUGUUUGAAUUAAAAUCUUCCCCUUCUUAUUUGAAACCUGAGAUAUGAUAGAUAUCCUGCUAACCUAGUUUUGUUGUUCCCUACUGCAAACUAAGGAACUUCAACUUUUUUGUUUAGAUAUUUUUACAUGCAAACGUUGUGCUUGAACUAUAAAUUAGAGGGAAAAAUUGGUCUGUAACUUACAAUAUGGAAUAAGAAAAGGAGGUUUAUAAAAGGUAUAUUAGACUGAAUUUAGCAAGUUGAGAAACUUUGACUUUCUUAUUGAUGACAGUAAUUUAAAUAAUGAAAGCCAAGGCAAGUCUUGCAGUGAAAAAAUCUUUCCAGUGAAAAAAUCUUUCCAGUGAAAUUUAUAGCAUCUGGCAUUUAUGCUUGAUUUAGAUUCUAAGGUUAAAGUACUAUGAUUGCAUUAUUGUAAUAUAACGUUCAUCUUCAUAAAGAUGAGUUGUAUACUCUGCAACAUUCAAGUGGUUAGCAAUUGGUGCUUUUUCAUGAACUGAUUACCAUGUCAAGGUGAAUAUCAACUGUGUGAUUGUUUGAAAUAUUAUUUUAAAGUCCUCUUUAACUUCAAUUUCCAACCAACUGUGAUUCCUGAAUGAAAAGUGCAUGACCUAAAAAGCAAUAUUAUUGCAAAAUUCUUGUAAAAGCACUGAAAUGGUAAAAUAAAAUAACAAGACAACAGAUGGUGCAAAAAAUAUAUAUCUAUCGAAUCUUUUAGCUUUUCUUACCGAAUUGUGACAAGAAAAUCCCCUCUAGUUUUGGAGACAAUGACUCGUUUAGCCGAUGUAACUUACAUUGCCUGUCACGCAAGUUUUGUCGAAGAAUCACGCAAACAAUCAACAGUCACGGAAGAUUCAUAACUCGACAUGUUUACGUCAGUCACUUAGUUGACGAGCGAGAGAUUCGAAGUAAAACGCCAUGGGGACCGUAAAGGCCGGUUAUCUCAACAAACUAAGUAAGUUUCUCUCGAAUGAAAAUUCUAAGAAGUAGCCGAAAUCAAUAGAAACACAAAUUCUUCUCAUUCUUAGGCGGUUUCUUCAAGAAUUCUUGGAAGAGAAGAUACUUCGUUUUAUAUCAAGAUGGCGUAUUCUGUUAUUACCAAGACUCAAAGGAUAAGGAAUGUGACGGUAAAAUCCAUAUGAAAACAGAGUGCCGACGAAUAAACGUUGGCCAAGCCGUCGGAGAAGGAGUAAAGCCUCCUAAGGACAAUGAUUUAAAUGCCAUGUUCUGUGUUUCUUCGCCCGAGCGGACGUGGUAUCUCUACGCAGAGAGCGAGAGGGAAGCAAGGUGAAUAGCUCGCCAGUAACUUUGACAAGAUUUGGGGCGUUUUUAUUAUUGAUCUAAACUUCUUUGGAUGAUCAUUACAUUUAAGUAGUUUUUUCAGUGAAGUAGUUGUUUGACAUACAUUCAGACGUGACAUCAGAUCGGUCAAACAACUAUUUUUUAUUUUUUUUAUUCCGCCCUUCAUAGCUUAAUUACAUGAAACUCGGUGUUCGCAUUUAGGAUUAAUUGUCUUUUUAGGAAUCAAAGGGGUAUGGUUUGGGUAAAUAAUAUAUAUAUUCAGUCACGUUAGAAUCCUACAAGUGAUCUAGUCAGUAUAAAAUGAUAUCGCCCUCGGUCUUAAAAUUAUUCCUUCACUCCAUGUUUGCCACAAAUUUUGAUUCCCUUUCCUCAAAGUUUAUUCCGUGUAGAAUAAUUUACUUGCAUUCAUAAGACAAACGAAAGCGGAUGUUUCACUGAUAGGAAAGGAAACCACUUUUUUUUCCGCUUAUGUUUUAUUUCAUGUAUUAAAAAUAUUAUCUUUUUCUCUGUCUGAAUUAAUUGUUGAUUAUUUUUGUUCCAGGGAUUGGAUUUCAGUCUUAGAACAAGCUAGGGUUCCAGUAAGUACAACUUAUUUGUGACUCUAGUCAACUGAACUGCACCAAUGUUUUGCACUAAGCAGAGUAUAUCACUACACAUGCCACGCUGUAUGUUUAAUUAGGUGUAAGAAUCAACAGCCAAUGUCAUAGUUCAGAAUAUGCUUCUUUUUUUAUUUCUACUCAGCAAAAAUUCAGAUAGUUGAUCAGGGCUCUUAGCUUAACUUUUUUAGGCUUGCCUUUUUGCAAUCUUAAAUGCCCCUGGAUGAUUACUGCCAGAAAACAAUUAUUUUUGGAGGAUUUCUUAUAUCUUUUAGAGAACACUUUUUCUCUGUUGCCUCAUUAGCUUACGUAUGGUGGUCAACAGAACCCUCCUAUGGCUGGUUCCUACUCUCCAUACAGUGCUCCUAGCACUGCUGGAUAUGGAACAACAGCACCUCCUGGUUAUGGAGCAACAGCACCUUCUGCAGGGUAUGGUGCAGCAAUGCCUCCUGCUGGGCAUGGUACAGCAUCACGCCCUCCACCAAUUGGUUUUAAUCCUUCCGUUGUUCAAGCAGCAGCACCAUGUAAGAUUUUAUUACUCAAAUAUUAACUUAGUGGAAGUUGAGAGGUUCAGGUUUGAGUCUUUGAAAGGCCAGUAUGUUGUGUGACAAGGCAUGCAAGGCAUAUAACUCUCACAAUACCUCUCUCUAUCCAGGAUUAUAAAUGGGUAGUGUCAAACUGUCUUGGUGAAUUGAGCAAAUUUUGGGGAAUAGCUUGCAAAAGAGUAGCAUCCCAUCCAGAGGGGGUAGGGAUACUUCCUAGUCAUGCAAUAAUACAAAAUAAUGGAACAAGCUCUGGUUGUGUUGGUCCUGGGGCUGGAGUGCUAAUUGUACCUUUUUAAAUUAAUCUUUAUCUGAAACAGAGACUCUCACUUUCUCUUAUAAAAUUUCCAGAUUUUUUUCAAGAGUUUCCAGACUUUCUAUUAUAAGGGGUUGACAUGUCUGUGAAGUAGCACAUUCAUUUCAUUGUUUUUAUCUCUUGAUUCAUUUCUGUCAACAGCUGGUCCCCCUCCGCCAUAUUCUCAGGGCCCUCCACAGCCCCAAGCAGCAUAUAGCCAGCCACCACCUUAUCCCCGAGGGCCACCAGGAGCAGGAUAUGGACCUCCCUCUUACCCUCCUGCUAAUGCCCCACGACAGCCAGGUUAUCCAACACAGCCCCAUCCCUACCCACAGCAGCCACCAGCAAUGUACCCACAGCAAGCCCCUGGACCUUACCACCCAACCCCUCCUCCUGGUCACUAUCCACAGCAGGCAUACUAUCCCUCCCAAAGCACAACAUAUGUCCAGGGUGGCAAGCCACAGACUGUCUAUGUUCAACAGCCUCCUCAGCAGCAUCACAGCGGAAGGAACAAAAUGAUGAUGGGAGCUGCUGCAGGUGUUGUUGGUGGAGCGGCAAUGGGUUAUAUGCUGGGUCAUACUGUAGGAGGGAUUGGGCAUCAUGGCUUUGGGGGGUGGGGAUCUGACCAUUCAUGGUCUUCAGGAGGAAGUUUUGACUGUGGUUUUGACUGAAAAAAUAAUUAUUCCGUGUAAGUUUAGGUCAAAAGACAUUUGUUCUUCCAUUUAAGUGCUUAACAGUCAAAGAUAAAAAGAGAAAACAAUGGGAUGACUAGUUUUCUUAAAUUUUUUUACAUGUUGCCAUGAAUGAUAGAACAGGUGGCUAUGACCACAACCAGGCUUAUACAAAUAUUACAACAAAAAUUUCAGAUUUGCAGUAAGACCACUAAUAAGGGGUUUGAAAGCAGUGGCCACUGAACCCCAUUUAUAAUCAACAAUGUCUAAUUGCUUAAUAACUAUUUCAUGGGUUAGGUGCAAUUACUUUUAAGACUAAUAACUUUUUAUGAAGACUCUGAAGUCAGGGAAGUAUGUCACCAUUUUAUGCAGUGCAAAAAACUGUUAUUUAUUUUACUUUUGUGAUAACUGGAUUAUAAUUAUUUAUCUUGAAGUAUUAUCUUCAAAGAUAAGGAUGGAAGGUGCUUUCUGCGAAUCGUCAUUUCUCUAAUGGGAGGCAGUUGACCUUUUCUAAGGAAUCUGCUCACCCUUCCACCUAUUGCAAAAUGACUAUUGAUGGAAUGAGUCCUUUGUAGCUUUUUAUCUCCCAAUGACUUUAUUGAACUUUCAUAUAAUUAUUAUACAAAGUCAGAACAUAGAGUCGAAAAAAAAAAAGAGCAAGAUAGAAAGCUGUUACCCUUGGUCAACUAGACUAAGUGUGCAAUUAAGAAAUAUCAGAUACAAUUAACAUAGAGUGUAUGACCACUAAGAACCAUUUUGAGUAAAAACAUUUAUCACUUUAUCUCAAUUUACUCUGUGAAUAAAUUAUUGUUAGCUUGGCCUUCACCUUUAUGGUGAUGUUAAACUCGGUUCAGGUAGGCUUACAAUGAGAAAUGAUAUAGAUCUUGAACAAAAGGCAAAUUCUUUUGGUGGUGGCCCAGAAUAUUAAGAUGUUAAAUGGUAUUUCAGGGUUGUAGAUAAGAGCUAGCAGCUAGCGAAGUACGCUGGCUUCUCUGCAAGGUUUUGCUGGCUAUUUUCAUUGCUUUGAGAGCCU